UCACACCAUACACAACCAUGCAUUCUUCCAUCACUCAUAUUACUAUUAUCCUAAUUGCCCUUGCAGCAGGGGUAGACUUGUCAAAUUGCACCAACCUCACCAUUGUCAACAACUGCCAUGAAACCAUAUGGCCUGGGAUCACAGCCACCAACACCACCCUCACCGGCGCCGGUUUCAUUCUCAAACCAGGCGAAUCCACCAUCUUCUCUGCCCCAAACGGGUGGGGCGGCCGUAUAUGGGGCCGGACCGGGUGCGACUUCGACAAAAACGGGAAUGGUACGUGUCAAACAGGAGCAUGCGGUACCACACUAACCUGCACUAGCCCCGGGGACCCGCCUGCCUCAAUUGCCGAAUUUACCCUCGGUGACACCACUUUUUACGAUGUUAGCCUUGUCGACGGUUUCAACUUGCCACUCACAGUCACACCCAUUCAAGGCAAAGGUGACUGCAGGGUGGCGGGUUGUGACACUGAUCUCAGGGCUAACUGCCCGCCGGAGCUAACUUUUCGGUCUGACGGGAAACCCUCCGCCUGCCGGAGUGCAUGCAAUGUUUUUGACUCCGACGAGUAUUGUUGUAAGGGAAUGUACUCUAAUCCCGUCACAUGUAUGCCAACAAAUUACUCGAAAAUAUUCAAAACCGCAUGCCCCGUGGCGUACAGCUAUGCUUAUGAUGAUCCCACAAGUAUCAUAACAUGUACUACUACAGAUUUUGUUGUCUCAUUUUGUUCACCAAGGAAUCAGACAGAACAAUGCUCGUAUCACGAAAACAAACUCGUAUGUAACGGGUCAGGAAGGUUGACGCAAAUCACUUACGUGUGGGCUGUUUUCGCAAUAUCAUUUCUAAUAGUUACUCAAACGCGUAUUAUAUCUUGAUAAGAGUCAACUAUAGUACUAUACCAUAUUGUGCUACCUAAAGAGCUAAACAUCUGUGCAAAGUAUAGAGAAUAUUUUCAAGCAUGAUUAAAGAUUUUGACUAAUUACUUGUUCCGAGUUCUUUCUAAUUUUGUCGAGUCUUUUGUUUCCUUCUUUUCACUCUCGGAAUCGGUCUUAGUAGAGUCAAAUGGCAAAACCGAAACAGUGGAGGCGGGCACGGUGUCCCAACGGGCUUUUAAGAAACUUAUCAUCUUCAUCACCAUUUCUUUCCUGAACUUAAGUUCUUGUGUAAAGAGAUCGAGUAUCAGGAAAGAGAGAACAUAUUUGAACGGUACUGUGAGGAGGAUAGCGGAACCGAA
This is a messenger RNA of Helianthus annuus (common sunflower), 1231 nucleotides long. RefSeq names its product pathogenesis-related thaumatin-like protein 3.5. The transcript is spliced from 2 exons. Gene Ontology annotation, cellular component: extracellular region. Gene Ontology annotation, biological process: defense response. The record is from RefSeq and is a predicted model, not a curated record. Bases 18 to 872 code for a protein of 284 amino acids. NCBI's taxonomy places the organism in Eukaryota, Viridiplantae, Streptophyta, Magnoliopsida, Asterales, Asteraceae.